Mesocestoides corti is the source of this 492-nucleotide messenger RNA. Lineage: Eukaryota; Metazoa; Platyhelminthes; Cestoda; Cyclophyllidea; Mesocestoididae. The record is from the annotation of a GenBank genome assembly.
AUGCAAAAAAGCCGUUGUCCUGUUAUCACCCCUAUAUCGCAAGAGAUUUUAGCAAAAUCCCGCUUAAACGGUGCACGAAAAGCCAUUUACUCGGUUAAUGGUGAUACCUACAUAGGAGAGUGGAAAGAUAAUAAGAAACACGGACGGGGAAUACAAAAAUGGAAGUCGAAGAAACUCAUUUACGAGGGUUUUUGGCAAAAUGGUAAACGAUGUGGCCAAGGCGUUUUAGCUGUUGUCGAGAAAAAUGGCAGCCACACUAAAAUAUAUUCGGGGAUGUGGAAGGAUGAUAAACGUCAUGGUUAUGGAGAAAACUGGUACAGUUGCUUUGAGUUUUAUGAAGGCGAGUGGUUCGCGGGGAAAAGGAGUGGCUGGGGACGGCACUACUACAAGGACGGCUCCAUGUACGAGGGCGAAUGGCUAAACGAUAAGCGAUGUGGCAACGGAAUACUACGCCUCCGUAAUGUUGCCCCCCUCAAUGUAACACGAUCUUAG